Scatophagus argus is the source of this 2743-nucleotide messenger RNA. RefSeq lists its product as uncharacterized. Gene Ontology annotation, cellular component: membrane; external side of plasma membrane. The coding region runs from base 212 to 955 and encodes 247 amino acids. NCBI's taxonomy places the organism in Eukaryota, Metazoa, Chordata, Actinopteri, Scatophagidae. The record is from RefSeq and is a predicted model, not a curated record. The transcript is spliced from 5 exons. Gene Ontology annotation, biological process: positive regulation of T cell apoptotic process; negative regulation of immune response.
CGUUACGGGAGGUGCUUGUGAUGCCAUAGGUAGAUAAAUCGGUGUUUGUACAAGUUCCUGUCUACAGUUUCCUCCCCUCAGGCACACAAACUGCUUCUUCACUAGAAACAUCAAACCAGAGGAUUCAACACACCAAAGCAGGUCAUAAAAAUCAGUAACUUCAACAACUCAAGGGCCACCUUGUCAGGCCUGUAAACAACACAAGUUCUCUAUGAUGGUUGACAACACCGUAACAAAGCCUCUUGGGUUAGCUUUGAUCGUCGUAGCUCACAUGGUGUUAAACGUCCUCAGCCAAACGGAGGUCACCGGGAUCCUCGGCACCAACAUCACCCUUCAAUUCUCAUUUUAUUCUAAUGUCAGCUUCAACAGAAGUAGUCAUUUUGCAAUUUAUCGAAAUGAGGAAAAGCUUGCUGAGUAUAAACAGGGGACAGAAGGAAAUGAUUUUAAUGUUUACCCUAACAAUUAUUCUGUACUUUGGCACAUUCCAUAUCUUAAACUAAAUCAGAGUGGACGUUACUGGGCCAGUGUGUUCAAAAGUACAGGACGCCUCAGGGAGAGUAUUAAGGUACAGCUGAUUGUCCAAGAGGAGAACAGAAGCAGCACAGUUCCUCCCAUGCAGAGUACCAUCCCAGCAACACAAGACAGUGGAACUUCCUCUCACUUCGUCACUGUCCUUGUGGUUUCACCUGUAAUGCUGCUGGCCGCACUACUUCCAUGUUUGAUCUGGUGUCUCGUGAGAACCAAAGACACACAACAAGAGCAGCAUCUUCCACCACAACAAAGCUCUAAUUCCACAGUACAAGAAACUGUUGAGGCGAUUAAAAAUGUGCCCACAAACUCAGUGGUCUACAGCGUCCUGGACUUUCCCAAGAGAUCUUCGACAGUUCUGGAGAUGAAUCCGAGUGACACGGAGUACGCUGCUGUCAGUUAUCUCUCGGAAAGAAGGCUAGUGUGACGCACAGCUGAAUGUAAAGCAGCUGGUCUUUCUUGGUUUUAGUAAAGGGAUGCAAGAUGACUUAAAUGACCUAAAAUAUAUUUCUAGUAAGUGUGAUAAACACCUUUGAUAAAAGCCCGUGGGCUCCUUGCAAUAAUAAGCAAAAGACUUGGGAGGGGAAGAGUCAAUGUUCUCUAGGUUUGUAGGAGCCACUUUGCUGUCUGUGUUCAAAUGUUGAGACUGUCACAGUGGCAAACUACAAAUCGGCAAACAUGUUAGAGUAACAAUGUUUUUGUUGAGUUUUUUUUUUUUUUUUUUUAAUUGGCUCUUCAUUUAUUUCAGGAUCAUCAUCAUAAAAAGACUAAAACCAACAAAGCAUUUCCUGUAUAUCUAAAUAUAAUCUAAACAAUCUUACUAUUCUGCCAGUCAGUCACACUGCCACUCUGCUUGAGACUGCUUUAUUUUGACAAACAUGAGUACUGUAAUUUAACUUGAGUCCCACCACAUUCGCUGUAUUGCUGCUGUAAAUACUCACUGGACCACCCAUCCCCUCAAAAAUGCACUAUUUAUUCUGGUGGUGCCUAGUUGUUUUAGCAAAUUACAUAAGAUAAUAAAUAGGCCUAAUUUUGAGCUGUUUACACUUACGGUGGUAUUGAAUAGCCCUGACAUGGUAGGGAAGUCAGAAAAUACGUAUGGACUAGCACACUCAUGGUUUUGGUAUUUUCCUGAUUUGUUGAUAAUAAGAAAGUUACAGAAAAAGGCCAUCCUUGUCCUUUAAACCAGAGUAAAGCUGAAGUACCUGCAGCUAAUAUUGUCUGAAUACAUAUCUGAGUGUGUGGAGAAAUAAGACCUUUAACCUCACUGACAAUUAUUUUCCAAACUUAAAUUCUAUCCAUUUCUGCUUUAACUUUCAUUUCCUGAUUAAGUUUGGGCUAAGGUGCUGAACUUUGCUGUCAUGGCAUGCGUGACUUGUUUAUUAAUAUUUUUAUUGUGGCAAGGAGGCAUCACACACACCCGUUGAAGUUUCAGGUUUAGUAAUUUUCUGUUGGUGUUUCUUAUCAUUGCAUCGUUCACGGUUUUGACUCAUCGCCUUUCCAAUGUUAUAAUAAACAAAACUCACCAGUGAAAUGAAACAGUUUUAGGAAACUGUGACAUUUUUGUCGAUUAGGGAUCUGAUAACAGCUCAACUGUACUGUAUAUUCACAGAUCACAGGCGUGAGUUUUCCACUUAUUGUAUAGCGACAGUUUGACACAUGUUAACCCCAGCAGCUAUCUGACACUAUCUCAUGUUCCACCAUAAGCUCUCUCCUAGUAGGUGCUUAAUGAUGUUUGGAUAGAUUUUGUCAGACAAAGUAUUGGUGUGCAUUCUCAGGGCUACAUAUUGAUAUUAUCAGUGUGUUUCUGGGUGAGUUUAACCUGAGAGUUAAACUCACCCAGAAGAUCUGUUUACUCAAUAUCCAGCCAAGUUAGUGAAUGAUAAUUUGUUUUGAACAGGUGGCCACACAAUCAAAGAAUAAUGUUUCUUCUUUGGUCUGAAAACCUUGUGGGUUAAACAGCACAAGUAAACUUUGAAAUCUAAGGGUUUUGUCCUGUCAGGUGUUUAUAUUUCACAUACUGCUGAAAUAUUCUUUUAAAUGCACACAAUAAUUUAGAAAUGGUUGUCAGAAUAAACUUAACAGCAAUAAACUUUAUUUUUCUGGUGUGAAUAAUGUCCCUCGUUCGUCGAUGUUGGAUCUGUGUGUCUCAUGUAAGCAACAGUUUAGUUGCUCAGCAAGUUGUUGGUGUCCUGAAUAAAAUGUCUAACAAUUA